AUGUCGUGUGAGUAUUCCCAAAGCGGCGCACCUGAUCUUACUAACCGGAAGCAAGUGCCUCCAAAUGUCCGCACAAAAUACGUCAACAUCAUAGAUGCCAUUCUCGAAGGCGCCGAUCUCACCACUAUCACUAGGAAGAGCAUUCUACAAGGAAUUCAAGAUCAGAUCGAAUAUGAUAUCACUCCGCAAAAGAGCGCUAUCAAGGAGCUGAUUGGUGAGAGGUUCGACAUCAUCAACGCCCGAAAGAACGGUGAUGUUACGGUGGUCCCAUCCGUCGAGCCGGCCGAACCAACCCCAAAGACAAAUGGUGUCCACGAUUCUCCCGCGGCAUCCGCGUCAAGCUCGCCUGCAAAACGAGAGGCACGAAGUGAAACUGUCUCCGAUGUCAUAGACACACCUCCGCCGAAGAAGAAGCGCAAAGCUAGUAUCGAUGCUGACGCAGCAUUUGCUGCUCGUCUACAAGCUGAGGAAGACAAGCUUGCUCGGCCUACCCGUGGCGGCGUGGCCAGAAAGGCAGCCCCUGUCAAAAGGAAGAAGAAACCAAAGAAGGAAAAGGUGGUCGCUUCGGAUGAUUCCGAUAUUGACGAGGAUGAGCGCAAGGCCCAGAAACCCAAACGAGAGACCGGAUUUCAUAAACCUCUCAAUUUAUCGCCAGCGCUGUCCAACCUUUUUGACGGUGAAACGCAGCUAUCACGACCCGAAACCACCAAGAGAAUAUGGGCGUAUAUCAAAACUAAUGGUCUUCAAGACCCGAACGAUAAGCGGUUCAUCAUUUGUGAUGCACGGAUGCGUGAGGUGUUCCGGCAAGACAAAGUUCACAUGUUUACCAUGACCAAGUUAAUGGCGCAACAAAUGUACAACCCUGAUGAAUGA
This is a messenger RNA of Rhinocladiella mackenziei CBS 650.93, 873 nucleotides long. RefSeq lists its product as uncharacterized. The transcript is spliced from 4 exons. The record is from RefSeq and is a predicted model, not a curated record. The coding region runs from base 1 to 873 and encodes 290 amino acids. Gene Ontology annotation, cellular component: nucleus; RNA polymerase I upstream activating factor complex. Lineage: Eukaryota; Fungi; Ascomycota; Eurotiomycetes; Chaetothyriales; Herpotrichiellaceae. Gene Ontology annotation, molecular function: RNA polymerase I cis-regulatory region sequence-specific DNA binding. Gene Ontology annotation, biological process: transcription initiation at RNA polymerase I promoter; nucleolar large rRNA transcription by RNA polymerase I.